This is a messenger RNA of Botrytis deweyae, 372 nucleotides long. RefSeq lists its product as uncharacterized. The coding region runs from base 1 to 372 and encodes 123 amino acids. The transcript has a single exon. NCBI's taxonomy places the organism in Eukaryota, Fungi, Ascomycota, Leotiomycetes, Helotiales, Sclerotiniaceae. The record is from RefSeq and is a predicted model, not a curated record.
AUGCCGUACCUAGGACUCACGUCUAUCGAUCCAUUCGGAAUACUUUCCACUAGCCAAAAGUCUACAACAUUACCUUCUAAUGCCCAUGAUUUACCUCGCGAAAUAUCUCAACAAGCUUGGAGAUUGAAAGAAUGGAUCUCCUACCCAUUCACUGUUUUCAACAACCGGGAGGAGUUCGACGAAAAGAUCAGAGAAAAGCUAAAACAUGAGUUCAUGGCAACUAUCUGUGAAGUCUGGACUGAUGCCAGACUAUCGACUGGGAUAUUUGCUUUACAGAGUUUGUCAAGUCUAAGGAAAAGGAGAAGUACUUUGGAGAAUCGGCUGGAAUCCAGGAGACGGAGCAUGCGUCAAUGUAAAAAGAAGACGGAAUGA